Amaranthus tricolor (Joseph's coat) is the source of this 1712-nucleotide messenger RNA. RefSeq names its product fasciclin-like arabinogalactan protein 21. Lineage: Eukaryota; Viridiplantae; Streptophyta; Magnoliopsida; Caryophyllales; Amaranthaceae. The transcript has a single exon. Bases 74 to 1306 code for a protein of 410 amino acids. The record is from RefSeq and is a predicted model, not a curated record.
AUAACCGUUAAAUUAAAUUCUUCCUCAUCGUUUUCUUAUUUCAUAACUUUCUCUCACUACGAAGCUCUCAACAAUGGCGAAAGUUUUUCCACUCCUCAUCAUCUUCUUCUUUACACCAACUUUCACUUCUCAUUCGCUCAUUUAUGCCGUUGAAGUUCCUUCCAGCUCAUCUUCAUCCACAAUUUUCACAAUCUCACCUGCACAAUCUCCUUCAUCAUUGCCGUUACUUUCUACUUCCGAAAACCUAAAGUCACCUGAAUUUCUCUCUCCUCUCUCCUCCAUUGCUAAAAUCCUCAUUGAACUCGGCUUCCAUGACUUCGCGAGAGCUAUUCACUCACUUUCUCUCUCCUCUGACUUACAUGUUCCAUGGUAUGGACCUCUUACGAUCUUUGCGCCUUCAGAUUCUUCGGUGCGAACUUGUUCGAAGUGUUCGCUCACAGUUCUUCUUCAAGAACACACGGUUUCAGGUUUGUACUCCUUUGAUUACGUUAGUCGCUUCAUCUUCGGCACGAAAAUGGAGGCGAUUCUUCCCGGUCGUUGCUUAACGGUAACUGCCGCUAUUAACAGAGGUAACAAAAUUUUCAUUGGAGGUGCUGAAAUUACUCAACCUGAUCUUUACGUCAGUGAUCUCCUCAUCAUCCAUGGUGUACAAGGCUUUCUCUCUCACCUCUCGCCGUUUUCUUGCGCCAUUGAUAAGAUGACGUCACUUUCGCUUCCUCACGUUUCUCCUUCAACUGCAUUCACUCGCAUUAUGCUCACUGACGCUAUGAUUCGACUCAGAAUGAGUGGAUACAGUGUACUUGCUCUUGCAAUUAAAGUCAAAUAUCUUGAACUCGCUACCCUCAAGAAUAUGACGAUCUUCGCUGUCGAUGAUUCCUCUAUCUUUCAUGGUGGACAUGCUUACGUUCACACAAUAAGGUACCACAUCAUCCCGAACAUGGUAUUGAAGUUCACUGACCUAGAAAAUCUUCCGCAAUCGAAGAUUCUUCCGACUCUUGAAGCCGGCGAAACUAUCACUAUCACAACUCCUGGAGGUGGAGGGUUUUUGUCUCCGUUGAGGAUUAAUUACGUGAAAAUUAGGUAUCCAAAUCUCAUCAUUAAUUCUAAACUUGUAAUUCAUGGAAUCUCAACUCCUUUUCCUCAUCUUCGUCAGUCAAUUUCUGUUGGUGGAAGUUCUGAAGUUCAUCCGGCUAUUACUAGCGAAUUUGGUACUGAUGCAAGGGAUUUAACUAUUGAGACUACUACUAGUCCAUCUGGGAUGAAAACACCAGUGGAAGAAAAGGAUUAUGCUCAUCAAGGCCUUUGAUAAUCAUCUGAAUUUGAUAAUUCAAUAUUGAUUCUGGAUUUUAGUGACCCUGCUUUGGAUUAAUCAUUUUUUUCUUGAAGUACAGCUAAUAGUAUCUUGUGGUUUCAAUUUCAUCAGUGUAGUCUGUGCCUAAUUUCUAGUUGAGAAAUUACUAUACUAAUGACUAUUAGUGACUAGUGCACCAAGUACAGGUUGCAAACUUCCUUAUGAUGGCAAAGAACAGGAAUAAAACAGAAUGCAUAUGUAUGUAACAAUCCAAGAAACAGAGAUGAUCAGAUGGAAACUGAUCUUGAAUAAGACUCCUACAGUUUCACUCACUGUCAAGCCUUAUCCUCUUGAUUCCGAGCUUCCCUCACUUAGAACGUUUAAGGAAAAACUAAGAAUGUAUUGUUGUUUACUCACAAGA